CCGGUCUGGCCGGAUAUUAGAGGAGAAAGAGAAAGCUUCAUUUCGUUUCAAUGGCGACGUCACAGUUGGUGAGAACUAUUUUAGAUCCAACGAAAAACUGGUUCGCCGCCGUGCACAAGAAAACUAUCACGGAACGCCUGCGCAAAUACGGACUGCGAUAUGAUGAUUUGUUCGAUCCGAUGGAGUGUUUGGAUAUCAAGGAAGCAAUGAGAAGACUACCUCGUGAGAUUAUCGAUGCUAGAAACCAACGGAUUUUUGCGUGCAAUGGAUCUCUCCAUGAAACACGAGUAUCUCCCCAAAGAUCUACAGGCACAACAGACACCAUUUAGGAGUUAUCUUACCGAUAUGCUGGCUCGGGUAAAAAGGGAGAAUGCAGAACGUGAAGCCUUGGGAGCAUUGCCACUUCAGCAGCGAACAUUGCCAUAAUUAAUUAAUUAUGUCAUUUUGAUUUUGGGCUGCUGGAUACUUUGGUUUCAUUCCUGUUCAUGGUGGGAUUUGGCAAGUAUUCAAAUUAUUAUUCGAUUCUGAAUGUUGUUGAAGAUCAUUUACAUUCAUGUAUCGUUUCAAUUUUCAACAUCUCACUACAUAUUUUUCGUUUGUUUGUCUUUCAACAAAAAUAAA
This is a messenger RNA of Lactuca virosa, 621 nucleotides long. NCBI's taxonomy places the organism in Eukaryota, Viridiplantae, Streptophyta, Magnoliopsida, Asterales, Asteraceae. The record is from the annotation of a GenBank genome assembly.